UUGGAAAAAGCAAGAUAACGUCCAAUGGGGUCCACUUGCAUCCUACGCCAAGUUGGCCUGACCCACGUCGGAGCGGUUUUACCCAUAAACCCCACACCUCAGCCAAAAAGGUUGGAGAAAAGGGAUAGAUUUGGAUAAAAAAAAAGGUCCCAAACACAUCCUUAAAAGAACAAGAAAAUAAAAAAUAAAAAAAUGCCUUCUAAUCUGUUAAACUGAUUGAUCACUUCUUUCUGACUGACUUCAAUGGCCAAAGUACAACACUUCUUAAGUCCUUGUUGCGGCUGUUAGAUUUUAUCCACACUCUUCUCCACUUUGAGGCCAAUGAACAAAGGGGCUCAAAAACAUGGAGAAAACAUGUGAAUUCUGUGGAGCACCAGGAGCAGUUGUUUACUGCCAAGCAGAUGCAGCACUACUCUGCCUCUCUUGUGACGCUAAGGUGCAUUCCGCUAACGCACUAUUUAGUCGUCAUUCAAGAACACUCAUAUGCGAUUCUUGCAAAGGAAAACCAGCCCAUGUUCGAUGCUUAGACCAUUUGAUGCUAUUAUGUCAGCAAUGUGACUUGCGCCUGCACAAGAGUUUCUCUAACCAUAAGAAGCUGAUGAUUAGUAGCUUUACUGGUUGCCCUUCAGCUAAGCAUUUUGCAGCUUUAUGGGGAUUUCAUUUCGAUGAGCUCCAUCAGUUUUCGACACUUGAGUCUGCAGCAUCCGUUAACAGUACUGAACCAAGAAUUGGUUCUUGCAGUCCACGACAAAUGAAAUUCAGCAAUCAUCAUCAGUGGGAGCAAAAUAAUGACACAGUCAUCCAUCAAAUUCUUGACUUAAAAAAUCUCCAGCUUACAGAAGAAGAUAACCAGAUUAAAUCGUUCUUCCAUAAAGGAGAAUAUGUUACAUCCGGAAUAUCAAAUGAAAGUCUGAAACAACAAUCAAAGGAACUUAAUUGUUUCACUCAUGAACUUCAGAGCUUAGACAACCUAAAUCAAGUUUCAUGUUCUUCUGUUGGAGAUCCGUUUUGGCAGUACAAAAGCCCAGUGGAUAAUAAUCAGUUUUGGACUCAAAAUUUGCAAGAUCUUGGAAUGUGCAAAGAACUUGGAUGCCUUGGUGAUGACUUCAAUAUACCAGAUGUUGAUGUAACAUUCCGUAACUUUGAAGAUCUUCUUACUGGAAAUCCUGAUUUAACACAAGCUUUGUUUGAAGAUAGUGAUCCUAUGUCCUUAGAUAUUGAGAAGGCAUCAAUGAAUAAGUUUGAGAAUACCCGUAUUGAAACAACACAGGAAAUCUCUUUUGCUUCAUCAAUUUCCACCAAUAAGCAUGUCAACUACAUGAGGGAAACAAGUUCACCACAUCAUAUUAGAUUUUCGCGUUCAGCUACAUUUUCUGGUUCACGACUCAGUGCUGAAAGAAGUGGUAGUGACUUUCUUGACAGCGGAAACUCAGGGAACUUCACAAGAGGUGAAUCAUCAAGAAAUGUGUCAGAGCUUCAUGGUGUAGAGGUGGAAGGUGGGCAAAGUUCAAACAGAAUAGUGAAAGAAAAAAACAAGACUCGGUUCCAUGGGAAAAAAACUCAACUUGCACCACGUAAGGCUAAAGCCGAUAUGCAUAAGAAGAUCAAAAGCCGGUGUUCUAAGGUACAAGGCUAUGAAUCUGAUACAGCAACUGUGACGAAGAGCUACUGAACUUGUCAGUUUCUCUUGUUUUUCGGUGUACAUAUAAUUUCAAUUUAGAAGUUUGAAUAAUAACAUCUUGGCAUUUUAUAACCCAUUACACUUUCAACCCAUUCUUCUAACAGACUAACAUUGUUGUAGCAAAUGUGGUAACCCAAGCUAGAUCGUCCCAGCUCCUGAGUUUCUAUUCAUUUUUGUGAUUGAAACUAGUUUCUAGGCCCGGAAUAUGUCCCGUAUACUUAUAUUUUUCAUCUAUUAAUAAUUUAAUUUUAAAAUGAUUCACCAA
Messenger RNA from Beta vulgaris subsp. vulgaris (sugar beet), 1946 nucleotides. RefSeq names its product zinc finger protein CONSTANS-LIKE 10. Bases 344 to 1672 code for a protein of 442 amino acids. Gene Ontology annotation, molecular function: zinc ion binding. Lineage: Eukaryota; Viridiplantae; Streptophyta; Magnoliopsida; Caryophyllales; Amaranthaceae. The transcript is spliced from 6 exons. The record is from RefSeq and is a predicted model, not a curated record.